UAAAGCAGCCAAUCGUGGAGCAGCUCGACUCUUUGUCAUAAAUGGAGCGACGUAUUUUCGACCUGUCUUUUCCCUGCAGUUAGCUAUCCGUCAACCCUUCCUCUGCGCUAGUCCUGUAAAGGAAAUGUCUCUACGCUGCAGAGAUGCCACCCGCACCCUGGGGCUCCGGGUAUUUGGGAGAUAUUUAUGCAGCCCAGUCAGACUGUUAAGUUCCUUGCCAGAUGAAAAAAAGGAACUUUUACAAAAUGGACCAGACCUUCAAGAUUUUGUAUCUGGUGAUCUUGCAGACAAGAGCACCUGGGAUGAAUAUAAAGGAAACCUAAAACGCCAGAAAGGAGAAAGGUUAAGACUACCUCCAUGGCUAAAGACAGAGAUUCCCAUGGGGAAAAAUUACAAUAAACUGAAAAAUACUUUGCGGAAUUUAAAUCUCCAUACAGUAUGUGAGGAAGCUCGAUGUCCCAAUAUUGGAGAGUGUUGGGGAGGUGGAAAAUAUGCCACCGCCACAGCCACGAUCAUGUUGAUGGGUGACACAUGUACAAGAGGUUGCAGAUUUUGUUCUGUUAAGACUGCAAGAAAUCCUCCUCCACUGGAUGCCAGUGAGCCCUACAAUACUGCAAAGGCAAUUGCAGAAUGGGGUCUGGAUUAUGUUGUCCUGACAUCUGUGGAUCGAGAUGAUAUGCCCGAUGGGGGAGCUGAACACUUUGCAAAAACUGUAUCAUAUUUAAAGGAAAGGAAUCCAGAAAUCCUUGUGGAAUGCCUUACCCCUGAUUUUCGAGGCAAUCUCAAAGCAAUAGAAAAAGUUGCUCUGUCAGGAUUAGAUGUGUAUGCACAUAAUGUAGAAACAGUCCCAGAAUUACAGAGUAAAGUUCGUGAUCCUCGGGCCAAUUUUGACCAGUCCCUGCGUGUACUGAAACAUGCCAAGAAGGUUCAGCCUGAUGUUAUUUCUAAAACAUCUAUAAUGUUGGGUUUAGGCGAGAAUGAUGAGCAAGUAUAUGCAACAAUGAAAGCACUUCGUGAGGCAGAUGUAGACUGCUUGACUUUAGGACAAUAUAUGCAGCCAACAAGGCGUCACCUUAAGGUUGAAGAAUAUGUUACUCCUGAAAAAUUCAAAUACUGGGAAAAAGUAGGAAAUGAACUUGGAUUUCAUUAUACCGCAAGUGGCCCUUUGGUGCGUUCCUCAUAUAAAGCAGGUGAAUUUUUCCUGAAAAAUCUAGUGACUAAAAGAAAAACAAAAGCCCCCUAAAAAACAAAAGCCCCCCAAAACUUCAACAAGACCUUCAAGAUCACAGAAAUUUUUAAAAUUUGAUUCCAGUUAAUAACAGAGGUGGCAUCAGAAUGCCUGGACUAUAGUAGAUGUACCCCACCUCUUUGCUUUAAA
Molecule: messenger RNA, 1378 nt
Organism: Cebus imitator (Panamanian white-faced capuchin)
Lineage: Eukaryota; Metazoa; Chordata; Mammalia; Primates; Cebidae
Gene: LIAS
Product: lipoic acid synthetase
Exons: 11
Coding region: 125-1243 (372 amino acids)
Biological process (GO): lipoate biosynthetic process
Cellular component (GO): mitochondrion
Molecular function (GO): lipoate synthase activity; 4 iron, 4 sulfur cluster binding
Source: RefSeq, a predicted model, not a curated record